CCCUCGGAACUUUGACAAGUGACAGGUUUAGCGGUCGUGGAGAAAAAUAUUUCAUUGUCGGACAAAAGUUGUAGGAUUCAGACGGGGUCGUUUGACAGUGACCUUGAUCUUGACCUUGGGGUCAAAUUUCAAGGUCAUUUGAAGGUCAAUGAGCCUCGUAACUCGGAAAAUGUACAGAAUGAAAAAAUACUUUAUUAUAUAUAGUGUUUAAAGUAAAAACUCUUGAGAGUGUGUAAUGAGAAAUAGGAUAUUUUAUUAAAAUUUUGAUAUUGACCUUCAAAUGACCCUGAAAUUUUGUCUGAAACAUUUUUCUUUACGACCGCUCCCUGCAAAGAGGGCUGAUGGAUUAAAAUGGGACAUCCUGUAUUAUGGAUUACGUACGCGCAGCUUCCUGUCAUGCGCGAAACGUUGAGUCAAAACCUAACCUCAAUCUAGUGUCAACCUAACCUCAAUCUAAUGUCAACCUAACCUCAAUUUAUUCUUGUUGUGUACACGCUGCUGAUGCGACCUGACAAAACGGUAUGUCGAAGAUAGUCGAGUCCCUGAAGGGGUUGAACGUCGAGAACGGCGCGAUGUCAACGAAGCAAGACGACGAGGAGAUGUGCGAAAAAGGCGAGCUGACGCUGUCGAUGGAAGAGAAGGUGUCGCACAAUCAGAAUUAUAUCCUCGCCGUUUGCGGAACUCAAAGUGAGUCAGAAUUUAAAAUUGGAGCAGCAUUGUCAGAUUAUUCAUGUGUAAUAUAUUCUGUUGGUGAGUCCUUAAGCCGAACGAUUACGCUAGAACACAAUCAAGCACCUAUCGUGGGAGUUAAGUUCAGUCCUACUUCCAAAAAUAUAUUGUAUACUGCUACUAAUGACGGACAAAUCACAGCGUGUGAUUUGCGUGCUAAGGGAAAAGUUGUGGCAGAAUUUAAAGAUAACACAGAGGAUGGCAAGACAAAACCUUUGGCCAGUUUUGACAUUAACUGCGAUGACAGGCUUCUAGCUGGUGGAACAGAACAUACAGGUGGAGAUGCAUUUAUAUUGUUUUGGGAUGUGAGAUAUAACGGUUCUAAAAUGGAGAAUAGAAAUAAUCUGCUCGGUGGAUAUUGGGAAUCGCAUAUGGAUGAUAUUACUUGCCUGAAUUUUCAUUCUGUCAAGCGAGAUAUCUUGGCAUCUGGUAGUACAGAUGGUUUGAUGAAUAUAUUUGAUCUCACACAGACUUCAGAGGACUUGGCCUUAACAUGUUCAUUAAAUACUGAAUCAUCAGUGGAUAGGCUGGGUUGGUUAACUGAUGACUCUCUGUGGUGUACAACACAUACAUAUACAUUACAAUUAUGGAAUUGCGAAGAUGUCAGUGCAUAUGCAACAUUUAAACGAAGUCACUUCGCUGUAUCACAGAAUGAAGAUAAUAAUUGUUAUUUAGUGAGAUUCCAUGCCACAAAUGUAUUUGGACAACCAUUUAUAUUGGCGGGUUCUAGUACAGCUACAGGGGAGAAAUUAAGAUGUAUGAACGUGAUGAACAAUCGUCUGGAAACAUGUCACAAAAUCCUAGAAAAUAAGCAAGUAGUACGUGAUAGUUGGAUUCAUGAAAAGAGCGGUUGUUUGGUGACUGUCGGCGAGGGUAGUAUUAUCAAUAUAUGGCGACAAGCGGAAACGACACAGCAAAAUUCGCCCCGCAAGCUAUUGACUAAAAUUAAUGGAAAAGGUCGCGAUCGACAUCACAGAACUAAACCCUAUUAAAUAAUAUGAAUUAAGAUUAGAGAUAGAUAUUUUUUUCAGUAUAAAAAUUUUGUAAAAAUAAAUGUAAAUGUAAUAAAACUAAAAGAGAAAGUGGAAAGAUAAAAGAGUCAUAUAAUCAUAUAUAUAUAUAUAUAUAGAUAUAUAUUUUUAUAUUUCCCUCACAUUCUUCUUUAUUACAAUAACAGUUGUAUGUACAUUUAUAAUAAAUAGGUAUAUUUGUUUA
Nylanderia fulva is the source of this 1944-nucleotide messenger RNA. RefSeq names its product WD repeat-containing protein 89. Gene Ontology annotation, molecular function: protein binding. Lineage: Eukaryota; Metazoa; Arthropoda; Insecta; Hymenoptera; Formicidae. The record is from RefSeq and is a predicted model, not a curated record.